Molecule: messenger RNA, 876 nt
Organism: Indicator indicator
Lineage: Eukaryota; Metazoa; Chordata; Aves; Piciformes; Indicatoridae
Gene: RNF186
Product: ring finger protein 186
Exons: 1
Coding region: 1-876 (291 amino acids)
Biological process (GO): protein ubiquitination
Molecular function (GO): ubiquitin protein ligase activity
Source: RefSeq, a predicted model, not a curated record
AUGGAGAAAUCCACAGAGAAGCCAAACAAUGCUCCUGGGAAGGACAGUCCUGUGCCCACAGAGGUGAGCAGAGUGGGACCCCUCAGAGAAACUACUGCAGAUGUGAACAGGCUGGAACUCACUGAAGAAGGCACUAAAGAAAUUAAGAGUCCUGCAGGCACAGAGCAAGACAGUCCUGACACCUUCACACCAGCCCCUGCUGAAGGAGACUGUCCAAACUCAAAGCAUCUCAUUAGGCUAACGAGCUCCGAGCCUCCUGAAGUGUACAGCUUUGACGUGAACCCCUCGAGCUCACCCCCAGCACCCAGGGACAUGGACUGCCUGAUCUGCUUCAACAAGUACAACAUCUACCGGGUGCCCAAGCUCCUGGAGUGCCAGCACAGCUUCUGUGCUGUCUGCCUCAAGCUGAUCCUGCGCAGGGAGCAGGGCACCUGGCUCAUCACCUGCCCCCUCUGCAGAAAGGCCACCACGGUGUCAGGAGGCCUCAUCCGCACGCUCCCGAAUAAAGAAGACAUCAUGGAGCACUUGGAAAGCCCAGAUUCAACCCUCGAGCUGCACAUCUCUGCCCUAGGGUUGGACAGCACCAGCUGGACUCUGAGCAGCCCAGACACUUUGCACGGAGAGGAAACUGCCCCAGCAGACAACAGACUGGCUGUGCAGAGACUGGUGCUGCUCCUGCUGCUGGUGGUGAUCCUCACCAUCCUCAUCCUUCCGUUCAUGCACUCUGGGGUGAUCAAAUGGGUGAUUUGCCUCAUGCUUGCUCUGGGGUUGGCCAUGUCAAUGGUGCUUUGCUGUACCCCUAAACUCUACUGGAGGUGUAACAGGGACUCGCUCACCUCCUGCCACAAGGAGACUCACAUCACUGCUAUCGCCUGA